AUGGCGCUGUCUACACCCCUGGAGAUGGAAGGAUAUAAACGAGCCAUGGGCAGCCCAACUCGAAGAAAAAGAGUCAUCAGACAAACAACGAAAAAUGGAUUCAUGGCUCGAACCAAGGAAGAAGAGACCGAAUGGCAGACUCACCGCGACGAGCUCAAGGCCUUGUGGCUGGAUCAGCGACGGACUUUAGAGCAGAUCCAAGAGCAUAUGUCCCAGAGGCACAGUUUCCGCAAAAGCGCACCUCAGUACACCCGGCAGUUCAAGAAAUGGGGCUUCAAAAAGAACUUGACCGACGAAGACUGGAAAUUCGUUGCGCAUCGUCGCGAGAAGCGGAAACGAGACGGAAAAGACCCGGGUGACGUCAGGGUGCACGGCAACCUCAUCCCUGAACCAAAGGUCAGAAAGGAAACAGCUCGUCAUGUUUCAUUAUUGUCGCAGUGUUUGGGGAUGGGAGGCUCUGACCCCAAGACUCCUGAAGGGGUCGUCGUGGGUACGCCCCGGUUAGAAAUAGACGGUACUGUGUCCGACGAUUCCGCGGUCGUCCUUGCGACGGACUGGGGCCAGGGCGUGAGCGUUGAUGAUAUCGAUGUUGGAACUUCAACAAUGUUCCAAUCCACCGAUCGGGACCCUCACGCCUCCCGCAUUGAGGUCCCGGAGCCGAGAUAUUCGCAGUUUUCUUUCCAAGGGAAUGUGGCACCCACCGCAACUCCUUCCGCAGCUCCUUCCUAUCUCAGGCAUGCUACCUUGGACCAUCGUCUGCCUGUGUCAAUGUCUGCUAGUACACCAAUAUCUAUAACGACGAGCACACAUAUCCAGGAAGACGUUGAUUCCAUCGGCAACGCCAUUGCUGAAGAGACCCGCUGGACACCCUUAGAGCAGACCGAUCCGUACAGAGCUCCUACUCCCAACGAUCCAAUUUCAGUCCUGGAGCAUAUUACCGUAGAGGAUGCCAACCGCGACUUGACAAGACGAGCCGAGGCGAUAUUUCAAUCGCCUUCCCCGGAGAAUAUGUCUCACUAUCUCAGUCUCUGCGUCUACCUGUCGUCUAAUAACAUGAUGAGCCAGACGUCAACGUACGGUCUGGUAUUUCUUAUCAAGAAAAGUGGCUUUCAGUCAAGACUUAAAGCCCUCUUGAAAUCAACAACCAGGACAAUCGAGAUAAUCAUGGGUAACCUAUUAGCUAGUGCAGCGGCCGUGGGAGACAUUGAGAUCUGUCGAAUCCUUAUCGAGGCUGGAGCGGAUCUAGAUGCACCUAGUGGGAUGGGUAUGCGAGAAACAGCUCUUCACCGAGCACUCUGGGAGAAUAACGUGGAGUGUGCGAGGACGCUGCUGGAGGCAGGUGCAAACCCCAAUUUAGCAGUGGAUGAGCUGACACCACUACACACGGCAUACGAUAUGUCCGAAGCACUUGAUUUUGUGGACCUCUUACACCAAUUUGGAGUGACGUUAAUCCACCGCAAGGCUGCAGCGGUUGAAAACGGCCAUGUGUAUAUGGUGAAGAUGCUACUGAAGCAUAGCGCGAAGAUCAAGUCAGACAGAGCUAAAUUUGACGGGAUCUCGGUGAUGGAAGCUGCCGCCAAGACAUGCAAUCAAGAGCUACAACUUUUCCUCGAUGAAGAACCUGACAUCAUAUCAGCUGAGCCCAUCACGAAGAGUCAAGUUAUAGGGCUAGCUCUGAACUGCUGGAAAUGCGACGUGCCUUUGCUGGAGCUGCUGCUCAAGGGAGGAGCAGCCGUUAACAUUAACCCAUGCCCUCAAGUGGUGGAGUGUCUGCUUUCUGCAGGGGCCAACAUAAACCACCACUGGGAAAGCAGCUUGCCUGGCAAUGUCACGGCCCUUCAGGCCGCCGUUUCUACGCAAAAUAUCGACACCGUCCUGUUACUGCUCGAAAGAGGCGCCGACGUCAAUGCACCAGCAAACAAGAAUGGAGGGAAGACUGCGCUGCAAAGAGCAGUAUCACAGAACCAUCAAGUUAUGACGGAGCUCCUGGUGCAUCAUGGGGCUGAUGUCAAUGGCUCGCCCAGUCCAGUCCGAGGCCGGACGGCUCUCCAAGAGGCUGCAAGCUCGGGUUAUGUGCAGCUCUCUGAAUAUAUACUGGCUCAUGGAGCCGAUAUCAAUGCUCUAGCAGCACAUUUGGGUGGUGUCGCCUUGCAAGGGGCCGCGAUGCACGGCAACUAUUGCAUUGUGAUGAUGCUCCUUCUGGCCGGGGCAGAUGUCAAUGGGGCGCCUGCCAUUGAGCAGGGAUUAAACGCCAUUGAAGCCGCUGUAGGGAACGGCAGGCCUCUCAUUCUACAUCUCCUGUUGAACUAUCACCCUGAUACCGAAGAAUUUGAGAUCACGAGAAAAAGAGCGGCGAAACUUGCACUCGCAAAUGGUCUCCUGGCCAUUGGGAGAUUUCUACUGGCUUAUCGUAAACAUCCUUGA
Molecule: messenger RNA, 2424 nt
Organism: Aspergillus viridinutans
Lineage: Eukaryota; Fungi; Ascomycota; Eurotiomycetes; Eurotiales; Aspergillaceae
Exons: 5
Coding region: 1-2424 (807 amino acids)
Molecular function (GO): protein binding
Source: RefSeq, a predicted model, not a curated record